Messenger RNA from Folsomia candida, 633 nucleotides. Its product is annotated as NPC intracellular cholesterol transporter 2. NCBI's taxonomy places the organism in Eukaryota, Metazoa, Arthropoda, Collembola, Entomobryomorpha, Isotomidae. The record is from RefSeq and is a predicted model, not a curated record. The transcript is spliced from 4 exons. The coding region runs from base 49 to 480 and encodes 143 amino acids.
ACAAGCAUCUCCCGUCAAUGAAGUAGAUUGGCUAGUAGGAUUAUAAACAUGCAUUUAACCUUUUUGUUUCUGAGCGCCCUAUUUUUAGGCAAUUGCAAAGGGGUGUCCAUAUCGAAAGAAGCUGGUAUUCAACUGCUUGAUGGCGUGACCCCUUCACCAAGGCACUGUGCUGAUCUAUUCCUACAUGUAGAGGAAUCCGGCCAAUUUGUUGAAUUCGAAAUGACUGGUUGCACCACGGAGCCGUGUGAAAUGCUUGAGGGUCAGUCGUACACGGUCUCGACAACUUUUAUCCCCGGAAUCGCAACAAAUGGCAUCACCUACCACUUGGUAUAUCAAUACGCUAUUGGCAACGUAAUACCAUUUCCAGAAUUCACUCUCCCAACCAGAAUGGAUCCUGGAGUUCAAUACAAACUUACUCGAGAUAUCACUGUUGGGCAAGUUUCGAGAAAUACGACUGGGCUCUUGUGGGUGCACUUGUGACACAAUGAUGACAAUAAUAGACCCGUACACCACGUAAGCCGGUGCGUUUACAGUGCAGCGUAUAAUAUUACUUCUAUGCAGAUAUGAAGUCAUUUUUCUGUUCAAAAGUUCUUGAUGUAAACUUCGAAUAAAAAUAUGGCUGGUAUACAAAAA